Messenger RNA from Sciurus carolinensis (gray squirrel), 1044 nucleotides. RefSeq names its product olfactory receptor 52B6. NCBI's taxonomy places the organism in Eukaryota, Metazoa, Chordata, Mammalia, Rodentia, Sciuridae. The record is from RefSeq and is a predicted model, not a curated record. Gene Ontology annotation, cellular component: membrane. The transcript has 2 exons. Gene Ontology annotation, molecular function: G protein-coupled receptor activity; olfactory receptor activity. Gene Ontology annotation, biological process: G protein-coupled receptor signaling pathway. The coding region runs from base 1 to 1044 and encodes 347 amino acids.
AUGGCUGAAGAGAGGAAUGGGCAAAGCUGUUUUUCUCCUGCGAUACAGUCUCUGCAGAAAAUCAUGGCUUUUUCAUCUGCUACCAGCAUAGCAGCAGUGAACCUCUCUGACACUCGCACGGCAGGCUGCCUCCUCACUGGCAUCCCUGGGCUGCAGCACCUACAUAUCUGGCUCUCUGUCCCCUUCUGCAUCAUGUACAUAGCUGCCCUGGCGGGCAAUGGCGUUCUAAUUUGCACCAUCCUCUCCCAGCCAAGCCUGCAUGAGCCCAUGUACAUAUUCCUGUCCAUGCUGGCCAGUGCUGAUGUCCUGCUCUCUACCUCCACCAUGCCCAAGGCCCUGGCCAACUUCUGGUUAGGUUCUAGCCACAUUUCCUUUGAUGGCUGCCUCACCCAGAUGUUCUUCAUCCACUUUCUCUUCGUGGCUGACUCUGCUGUCCUAUUGGCCAUGGCCUUUGACCGCUAUGUGGCCAUCUGCUCCCCGCUGCGAUAUGCCACCAUCCUCACGAGGAAGGUCAUUGGGAAGAUCGUUGCUGCCACCUUGACCCGCAGUUUCAUCAUCAUGUUUCCAUCCGUCUUUCUCCUCCAGCGCCUGCACUACUGCCGGAUCAACGUCAUCGCACACACCUUCUGUGAGCACAUGGGCAUUGCCCGACUGUCCUGUUCUGAUAUCUCCAUCAAUGUCUGGUAUGGGCUGGCAGCUGCUCUUCUCUCCACAGGUCUGGACAUCAUUCUCAUUGCUAUUUCCUAUGUCCACAUCCUCCUAGCUGUCUUCCGCCUCUCUUCUCAAGAAGCCCGGUCCAAAGCCCUGAGCACAUGCGGAUCUCAUGUCUGUGUUAUUCUGCUCUUCUACAUUCCUGCACUGUUUUCUGUCUUUGCCUACAGGUUUGGUGGGAAGCACAUCCCACGUUAUGUCCACAUUCUGCUGGCCAACCUCUACGUGGUCAUCCCCCCUAUGCUUAAUCCCAUCAUUUAUGGAGUAAGGACCAACCAAAUUCUGGAAGGCACUAAGCAGAUGUUUUCAAAUAUUGCUAAGGGAUUAAAAUAA